ACCUUCUCGGGAUGCCUGCCGUGGGCUUGUUCUCCUCUCGCAGCUAUUCAGAUCUUCCCGGGCGAAGGCAGCUCCCUGCCACGACGCGCCUGCAUUAAGCAGGUCUGUGCGGCGGCCCGAGGGCCGUGGCUAUCGGCGAUGCCGUAAGGAGCAGCCCGGGAGCGCCUCUGGCUCUGCCCGUGUCCCCAAGGUCCCCGCAGGGCUGGGGGACGCGGCACCCUGCUCUCGCCAUGCCCCUCUGCCGUCUAGCGCUGGAGUUGGCUGUCAGAGAAACCUUCGAGGUCCCCUGCUCAGCCCCGGUAGUGUCAUGAGUUAGAUUAGUUGGAGCUGUGCUGGGGGCGGUGAGGGCUUGGAUUACAGUCCAGAACUCAAAGUGCUUCGGUGGUUCACGUCGGAGGGGAGAGGAGACGCCCCGUCGCACACAUGGAGGAAAAAGAGAAAAAACGCCGUCUCUGGAAGUGAGGGGCAAUAAAGGAGGCCGGGAACAUGGACUCGGAGUCGCUGGACGGCUGCAUUCAGAGCACGUUAUCAACACUCUACCCUCCGUUUGAGGCUACCGCAGCCACUGUUCUGUGCCAAGUUUUUGAUGUGGUGGAGAAGACGUACCGUGGGGAUGGACUGCGCUACCUCAUAGACUUCCUGAUUCCAGCCAAGCACAUCCUGCAGUGCAUUCAGCAGGAUGCCUGUGCUCAGUACUGCGGGUUGCUGUUCCGCCACGCGGGCUGGCCCCUGUGUAUCCACGAGAAGAUUGUAAUCCAGCUGGCUUCCAUUGACUGGCGAGUCUUGGAGCCUGGUGACUUCUACCUGCAGGUGGUCCCCCAUGAGAAGAAGUCUCCACGAAUUGUAUUGAAAUGUUUGGCAAAAGACAAGCAUAAUGUAGAGGAAGUGGUGAUUCCAGAAGUUUCAUAUACCUCUAUUUUUACUCUGGAAUGGCUGAGUACGUUCAAUGGAGAGCGGAUGGGUAUAGCACUGGAAAAUUGUUUACUAACCACUGAUGAUAAAAUAUUUCGUAUCCCCUGGGAUAAAGUGGUUAAUCCUGAGUUUAUAAACAAACCAAAAAUAAUUGAAAACAGUAUCAUCUCUCCAGAAAUAACAGAGGAACGUUCCAUUUUGUGCCUCCCCACUGAGCACAGUUCACCAGACCUGGGCUCUCAGUAUCUGCAGGAACAACACACAAAUCGAGACAACCUGGUCAUUAGCAGCACAGCUCCACAGUUAAGUGGGGCUCUUGUCAAUGGUGUCUGUACCAGUCCUGUGCCUCAAGAGAAUUUGACAAGUGACCUUGAAGGGGAGUACGUUGAGCUGGCAGAAGUUUCGCUGCCCAGGUUUGGGUCACAAACAGGCUCUUUAACCCAAUCGCUGGCUUUAAAUUAUCUAACUCAGCCCAGAGCACGAGUGAAUGAGUCUAAAGGCAAGCACAGGUUUCUUGUCAUACAAGACAGCACCUACUCCAAGAACUUAAUUCAGUCAGCACUUAUGCAGAAGGAGCACUGUCAAAUGGACACUCUGAGCACUCCUAGAGAAGUUCUCAAAAAUGUCAUUCCGUUAGAAAGCAGCAAAAUGAUGGCACAUGGAGAACUGUCUCCAGAAGGUCAGCUGAUAUCAGUUGGUCCUGGAAACAUGGGAAGUAAUUUUCCUGUGUCUGAGUCUCGUGCUUGCAGCACAGAAGGCUCAUGUGCAGAGCAGGAGCCGGGCAGUGAACACUCGCUGGAUUGGCGCUACGCACUGUGCAGCUACAGCGACGCGUGUGCUGGAGAUGGCGUCGGCUGCAAAGCACAGACACCUGCUGCUCCGGGAAACACAGAGGGAGAAAGUGAUGGACCCGGCAGAAAUGCUGCUGUUGAAACAUCUGAGCAGAGCCCAGAAACAAUUCUGAAUGCUACUGCUGCUGAAGAGGGUCAGAAUGAACCGACAGAGGUGGACGCCUCUCCUGUGUCUGUCCCAGGGCCUUCGGGACCACGCUGCACACCGAGGGAAGGUUCUGAUGUCUCGUGCCAGAAUGUCAGUGAAAGUGUUGUGCCAGUUCAGGCCACUGCAUUGCCUGAGAGUUCAGAUGUAUGUGUGGGGAGAGGCUCUCCUUCAGAGAACGUGGCAGAUGUAGGUUCUUGCUGCAGCGAUACAGAAGCAAAUCUCAGUUCUCCAUUAAAUUCUCCAGAAAAGAAGCAAAGAGAAGCAGGUGAAUUUGAGGUGGGAAGAAGGGAUAGCCGAGAAGAAGUCAGAGAGAUUAAAGAGGUUUUGACAGCAAAUGAAAACCAAACUAGUCAUAGUCACUGUUCUGCCAAAGCUUCUACAGAUGAACCUCUGUCAGAUGGUGAAAAGCAAGAGCAUAAGGAGGCUGAAGAAUCCAUACUACUCCAAACUGCUCUGUCAGAGGGGGGUCAGAUGACAGAACAAUUAAAUAACAGUGACUCUUUGGGCCCUGAUCCACAAACAGAAGAUUCAAGUCAAUUCAAAACCCAGAGCUCUGGAGAGAGGUCUGAGGAACCACAAAGACUGGUGGAAAACCAGGGCUGUGAAAGGGAAGAGAGCUCUGUGCUGAACACAGAGUGUGUUGCAGUGCAGGACUCGCCGGGAAGGGAGGAGAACCAGGGAAGUUUUUCUUAUGGGGAAAAGUCAAAGACUGUAGCCUCAAAAACACUGGAGUCCAUUGAAGAGGAGCUGGAGGUUGGACCACUGUCCUCAGGACCUGCUGAGGGACAUACAGAGCCCAGUGCUCUGCAGUCCCACCCAGAGGCAGCUUCUGGGACAUCAUCUCCUAAAGGGAUGGUGUCAGAAGGGACAGAGCUGGGAAAAGAAGCAGCUGGCACAGAUGUGUUGAAACCAGCGAGUAAAGUCAGUGCCCCGGAGGAAACUUCGACACCAAUUACUCCCCCGACAUCCCCAACUUCUGGAACUGCCUGGGGUGGUCACUUUGCACCUACCAUAGUCAAGGAUGUGAACCCAGAAGUGCUCAGGAGUGGAGUUGCCUACCUGCCUGGUGAGUAG
This is a messenger RNA of Manacus vitellinus (golden-collared manakin), 2985 nucleotides long. RefSeq lists its product as uncharacterized. The coding region runs from base 487 to 2985 and encodes 832 amino acids. The record is from RefSeq and is a predicted model, not a curated record. The transcript has 4 exons. Lineage: Eukaryota; Metazoa; Chordata; Aves; Passeriformes; Pipridae.